Drosophila persimilis is the source of this 3220-nucleotide messenger RNA. RefSeq lists its product as uncharacterized. Gene Ontology annotation, cellular component: membrane. The coding region runs from base 355 to 2427 and encodes 690 amino acids. The transcript has 6 exons. Gene Ontology annotation, molecular function: growth factor activity. The record is from RefSeq and is a predicted model, not a curated record. Lineage: Eukaryota; Metazoa; Arthropoda; Insecta; Diptera; Drosophilidae. Gene Ontology annotation, biological process: hemocyte migration.
AGUGAAAAUAAGUGUCGUAAAAUAAUCUGCGUGCCAUUAACGAGAACAAUUAAAAUUCCCUUUAUAAAAAGUUGGGAGAAUAAACAGAAAGAAGGGAAAUACACAUAGAACAAGUGUCGGCAAGUGUCGGCCAGUGUCAAAACAUAAAACGCAAGAAGCAAUAAGCAAUAAGCUCACAAAACAAAGGAAAAUAUUUAAAAAAAUGAAUAUAUAUAAAGCAAAAUAAAUAUACACAAACAGAAGAUCAAACGACAAAGAGAAUUCCACAAAAAGAGCGUACGAAAAAAGUGAGACAAAGGCAGAGAACAGGGGAUCUCUCAGCUGGUAUUUAAGAGGCCGAAGGUAAUACUCGAAAUGGCGAUGCCUCCCCAAGGAGGCGGCGGGGGCAGUGGGGGACCACUGACCCCCAAGUUCGUGGUGAUUCUGCUAGUGCUGGUACCCCUCAUCAGGGCCGGGGGGGACGCCAAAGGAACGUCGACGGUGAUCACCACAACAGCUCCGCAGAUGGGAAACCGCAGUCCCCAUCAGCAGCAGCGUCUGCAGCUCUUGCAGGAGGCCCAGCAGCUGGAGGCGGCCCACCAGCACCACCACCACCUGAGGCACGAGCAGCAUCUGCGUGCGGAGCUCGAGGGGAACCAUAAGCCGCCGUCUGUGGGCGUCGGACCUGGAGCUGCCACGGCCAUGAAGCUAUUCGAUCAGCAGCUGCCGCCGGCGGCCACGGGACAGCAGCAGCACCAUUUGCGUCAUCACAACCGCCACCACGUGACCUGGGAGCAGAGAGUCUUCCCCUCGCUGCGUCACCAGCAGCACCGCCUGGCCAUGAGCUCCACUCCAAGACCCGCCGUCACCACCGAGGCCCCCCAUCCACCCCACUCGAUGAUGGGCAAUCACAGUCGCUACUUCGAUCGCGAUGGAAUAUACCCGCCAUGGGCUGAGCCCAGGUCUACGCGGGGACCCAACUGGCGGCAGGAGGUGGACACCUCCUCCGAGGACGAUGACGAUGACGAUGAUGACGACGACGAUGAUGAGGACUACGAGUACGAGGAGGACUCCGGCUCCAAUGCUGUGGACGAAGAGUUGGCCCGACAAAUGCCGCGCUAUUCGCUCUUCAGUCAGAAGCUGCCGCACAUCGAGUCGAAGGAGGAGGAGUACGAUGCCUACGACCAGUCCGACGAAUCGGACAUGAACUCCAGCAGGAACAAGCAUCCCAGUGUGGGUAAUUCACAUGAGAAGGCUGCGGCCAAGAGGAACAUCUUCGACUGGCUCUUCAAGAGGGACAAGGAGAAGGAGCAGAACCUGGAGCAGGACAAGCAGAAGACCCAUAGGGACCGUGCUCUGGUGGUAGUCAGGAAGCCGCACACGACAGAGAGACCCACAGAGAAGGCCACGGAGAAGCCCACAGUGAAGCCAAAGCUGCAGCUAAUCGACGCCAAUCUCCAGGAGGUGGACGAGGAGGACUCCUCCGACGACACCGACACCGACGCAGACUCCGACUCCGAGGAGAGCUUCUCCAACGAGCAGUGGAACAAAAUCGAGCACGAGCACCAUCUCAAGCAGCAGAAGCACCAGAAGGAGCUGCAGGCCCUGCGGGAGACCAGUCGCAACACCCCGCUCAUAAGGGGAGCCUCUUACAACAUUGAGAAUGAGGUAAGUGCUGCAAAGACAUUAGAAGACGGCAACGAUGGCCAUGAUGUGGAAAACAUUUACUCGCCAAACUACAUAACGGGAAAGCUGACGCAGAGGAAGGAGGAGCAACUGGGCACGCCCGAGGCAGCGCUCAAGGCCCGACGACAACAAGCCCUGAUGCAGAAGCGGGAGAGAGCCCUGGCCCAGGCCCACAUGCACCAGGUGAUGGCGGACGCCACCUGCCGCGUGCCCCAGCCGCGCUGCCAGCGCGUCCAGCAGGACCCCUCGAAGAUCUACACGCCCCACUGCACCGUCCUGCACCGCUGCAGCGAGGACAGCGGCUGCUGCCCCAGCCGCACCCAGAUCUGUGCCGCCAAGAGCACCCACAACGUUGAGUUGCAUUUCUUCGUGAAAAGCAACAAACAGCACCGACCCAUUAUCGAGAAGAGGACCUUCGUGAACCACACCGAGUGCCACUGCAUUGAGAGAUCCAACUUCAAGGAGGACGCCGUCGCCCUGGCCAGCACCUCCAUUGUGCGGGCCACCAUCCUGAGCUGCACCUGUCCGCGCAGCUUCGAGGUGAUCCUGCAGGACAACGGCCAGUGCCGCUGCGACUGCAGCUCCGGCAACUACGACUGCGACUGGCUGAAGCGGGGCAACGAGCACUUCGCCGUGGACGAUCGCAAGUGCAUAAAGCACGGCGGCUGCAAGCCCCCGACCUGCGAGUACGGCCACUACAUGGACAAGCACGGACGCUGCCCCAAGCAGCACGAGCAGCCCGUCUACAACGCCAUGUCGUAAGGGGCGCCAGGAGCGUGCCCCCCUCAAGAAAACCUGGAAAAGUAUUAUUCAAGGCAAGAGUCGAAGCGCCAGGGAUGGAAAGGCCUCGGCCGAAGGAUCCAACACAACACCCAAUAUUUCCAUUCAAACAGAAUAAAGUGAAUUUAGUUGCAUAUCCUAUACGAAUCCCAUACGAAUCUAUCUAGAUAGAUACCCCGGACAUACCUACAUAUAUACUACUACAGAUACAUAUAUAUCUGCUGAUUGUGUACUAGAUCUUUUACAGCCACAAUUGUUUGCCCCAAAAGUCUCCCCCAACUAAAAUAUCUGUAAAGAACGAAAAAGUAUCUUCAGCCAAACAUGAAACAAGACUUUUUCGCGCAUGUUUGAAUCCACUAAGAAAAAUAGAAUUGUUCAUAAAUGUUUCAAUCACAUCAAUUACGCCAGUACGUACUCGUAUUGUGCUCUAGAGAGAGAGAGAGAGAUGGAGUUAUGCGAGGGUUUUAAGAGAACGAAAAUGAUAAAUUCCAAAUAUAUAAAUUGACUGCGUUUUUAGUUUUAAUUAACUAAUGUUAUGUUAUUUAAUUAUAAUAAACGACAAGCAAACGAACACAAAUCAUUAAAAUUACAAAUUAAAUAUAUAUAUUAAUUACCUAUUAACGAACGAACACACACACGCACACACACACACACACACACAUGUAGUAUAUAUUAUUCAUGUUAUUAGUUAUUAGAUAAGUUUUAACACAAAGAAAAACGCAUAAACAUACACACACAACACACACACGCACACAAUCGCAAACAAAAUUAAAUU